GCACUGAUCCUGAAUGUGCGGAGCUGAGUUGCGACGCACAACAGAAGUGCGCCGCGCUCCCAGGUCGUGAUCCUGCUUGGACAGGAGGGAUCACACACCGUACCAAUUCACCGGCAGAUGCGGGAAUUCAAACAGAGCAUAUGACAGAAACCAGCUGAAGCCUAAGAUUUUGUUUUUCUUCCCAGACUAUUGGUGUUAGUUGGAGUAAACGCGUCGGUCGCAUAUCUGUGUGUGAGUCUCUGUGUGUGUGUGUGUGUGGGAGAGAGAGAGAGAGAGGGGGGGUGAGUGUGUGUGUGUGUGUGUUUCCCUCCUCAGCGCAGAGGCGCCCUGCACUACAGUCUGCUGACACGCCGGGAGAACAGUCCGCUCUGCACCUCCGAGUCACCGGACUAUAUGUGGAUACAAAGGCCGAUAAACGCAUCUCCAAGCGGAAUAGUUCAGCGGGAACAGCAGCCUUCGUGAAGACGGAUCAGAUCUGAAGGUCAUCAGUGAGCCAGAAAACGAGUCGUGGCCUUCGCUCGCCCACGUGACCAGCGAAUGAGCCUUGUUCAUGCGUCUCCCUGCAUGCCACUCCCAUAUCGCCAUGAACUGUGAGCAGGACUUUGCAGAUGGGUGCUUGGGAGUGACCCUCACGCUACGACUGCUCAUGCACGGAAAGGAAGUAGGCAGCAUUAUAGGAAAGAAAGGAGAGACUGUGAAGCGAAUACGAGAAGAGAGCUGUGCACGUGUCAACAUCUCAGAGGGAUCCUGUCCAGAGAGGAUCAUCACCAUCACCGGCUCCACAGAGAGCGUUUUCAGAGCUUUCACCAUGAUCGCAUACAAACUGGAGGAGGACCUGAAUGCACUGGUGGCCAACGGCACUAUAAGCUCCAAGCCACCAGUCACUCUUCGGCUGGUCAUCCCCGCCAGCCAGUGUGGCUCACUCAUUGGGAAGGGAGGCGCAAAGAUAAAGGAGAUCAGAGAGAGUACAGGAGCUCAGAUACAAGUGGCAGGGGAUUUGCUGCCGAACUCUACUGAGCGAGGGGUUACAAUAUCUGGGAAUCAGGACUCUGUAAUCCAGUGUGUCAAGCUCAUCUGCACAGUAAUCCUAGAGUCUCCACCAAAAGGUGCCACCAUCCCCUAUCGACCGAGCCCCUCACCGGCUGCUCUCCUCAUUGCAGGGAACCAGGUUUUUGACGCAUCAGAAUUUGCCCCUCACCCUCUGUAUUCAGUCACCCAGGGUGGUCUGGACCUCCAACAGGCCUACACCUUGCAAAAUCAAUAUGGCAUUCCACAUUCAGAGCUGGCCAAGCUGCACCAGCUGUCCAUGCAGCAAGGCCUGAGUCCCAUUGCCCAGGCUGCCUCGACAAUCAUGCCUGGGAUGGACGUAAACUCCUCAACAUCUCAGGAGCUACUUAUUCCCAAUGAUCUGAUUGGCUCAAUCAUCGGCCGUCAGGGAAGCAAGAUCAACGAGAUCCGGCAGGUGUCAGGGGCUCAGAUUAAAAUUGGCAGCCAACUGGAUGGAACUAGCGACCGCCAUGUCACUAUCACAGGAACACCAGUCAGCAUCAACCUGGCCCAGUACCUCAUUACUUCCUGCUUAGAGACAGCCAAAUCCACGGCCCAAGCAGCCACCAUGGCCUCUCCGGUCGACCUUAACAUGGCCUUCAACCAGCCCACCUCCCCUACCACCUCACCUGCACCUACCCUGGCCGCCAUGGGCACACUGACCCCCGCUCACAUGCUGGGCACCCCGUACGGUGCUGUGCCGCUCUCUGGUCUCCUGGGGAUGAAAUCUGUUCCAUUUCUAACUCUGUCCAGCCCCGCCCCCACCAUGGCCGCCACCGCGGCACCUUCUCACACCACUCUGGCCGCCUACACCGCGAAGAUCUCCUCAGCAAACUGCAUCAAAAAGCCAGAAAGACAGAAGUUUGCUCCUUACUGACGAGAGUCUGCUGAAAGACAGCUGCAAUGCUCCUCUAUAGAGGAAACGUCUGAUGUAGCCAUAUUCACCUGAAGAGAUGCUCCUGAUUUUAACUCCACAAUGCAGCAACAGAGAGCAUUGGAGGAUGCCAUCAAAGGUUUAUUUACAUUUAAAGAUAAUUUGUCAUUUUGCCAUGAAUUUAUAGACUGCUUUCAUCAUCGCCUCAUUUGUGUUAUUGAUCAUUUUGGGAAAAAAUUACAAAUUCACCUGAGACACAUGUUUAAAAAGUUGAUAUGUGUACCUCAAGUAAAAAAUCAGUUAUGUAUUUAUCCUUCAAUAAAUUUGUAAAUUGUAAGCAAAAUCAAAUCUCUGUCUACUGUUUCAAGCUUUUAUACAAUGUCUGUUUGCCUCCAGAAGUUUUUGAAAAAAUGUGUAAAUGUCCCAGGAGUGUCUUCUUUUUUUUUUUAUAAUUUCUGCUAUGGUACUGUACUUUACUUCAGUGUUAUGUCCAUUUUGUUGGAUUUCACUUUAAAUGUAAAACUUGGUUAAUCUUUAUUUAUUAGUAUUGUUUCAUUUAUUAAAAAUCUUUUUUUUUCUGA
This is a messenger RNA of Girardinichthys multiradiatus, 2502 nucleotides long. Its product is annotated as poly(rC)-binding protein 4-like. The coding region runs from base 551 to 1924 and encodes 457 amino acids. The record is from RefSeq and is a predicted model, not a curated record. The transcript has 14 exons. Gene Ontology annotation, biological process: negative regulation of mRNA splicing, via spliceosome. Gene Ontology annotation, cellular component: cytoplasm; nucleus. Gene Ontology annotation, molecular function: mRNA binding. Lineage: Eukaryota; Metazoa; Chordata; Actinopteri; Cyprinodontiformes; Goodeidae.